Toxotes jaculatrix (banded archerfish) is the source of this 3473-nucleotide messenger RNA. RefSeq names its product solute carrier family 41 member 3-like. Gene Ontology annotation, biological process: monoatomic cation transport. The transcript is spliced from 10 exons. The record is from RefSeq and is a predicted model, not a curated record. Bases 198 to 1553 code for a protein of 451 amino acids. NCBI's taxonomy places the organism in Eukaryota, Metazoa, Chordata, Actinopteri, Toxotidae. Gene Ontology annotation, cellular component: plasma membrane. Gene Ontology annotation, molecular function: monoatomic cation transmembrane transporter activity.
ACACACUCACCAAAAAAGGAAAUAUUCUUCUCAGCCUGGUCAUUGUCGAAAUGGAUCAUUACAUCCUUCUCAAAUCAACCUGACUGAUUCUACACAAAGCUCAGGAGCAGGUUUUGUGACACAGUAGAGUCGUCCCUCCCCACCAGCACAUCACAAGCAGGGCUUUCCAGGCAGGGAUGGGUUAAAGGGGAUCAGCCAUGGUGGUGACCCAUCUGGCUCUGGAGCUACGUUUCCAGGGGAAGAAGCUGAGGGGCUUCACAUGCAAACUGACCCGCUCAGCCCACGGCUUCCUGCCAGAGAGCUCGUGGAUCAUCGCAGCCCAGGUCCUGCUGCCGUACCUGGUGUCCGGCCUGGGCAUGGUGGCAGCUGGGAUUCUCAUGGACGUAGUGCAACACUGGGAGGUGUUCAAGGAGAUCUCAGAGGUAUUUAUCUUGGUGCCAGCACUGGUGGGGCUGAAGGGGAAUCUGGAGAUGACGUUGGCAUCCAGACUGUCAACAGCAGCCAACACAGGGCAGAUGGAUGAGGCUCAGCAGCAGUGGAGGAUGGUGUUCUGUAAUCUGGCUCUCAUUCAGGUCCAGGCCACAGUUGUGGGUUUCCUGUCAGCGGUUGCAGCAGUGGGUCUUGGGGGUCUGACCAGGGGGGGAGUGGAUGUUGUCCAGGCUUCUAUCCUGUGUGCCAGCAGCGUCACCACUGCUUUCAUUGCUGCUCUGUCUCUUGGUCUGGUGAUGGUGGCAGUGAUCAUCGGCUCCAGGAAAGUGGGCAUCAACCCAGAUAACGUGGCAACGCCCAUCGCCGCCAGCCUCGGAGAUCUCAUCACUCUGUCGUUGCUCGCUGGGGUCAGCAGCCUCUUCUUCUGUUACAGAGACAUGUGGUACCUGCCUCCUGUGGUGUGUGGCUUCCUGCUGCUCCUCAUCCCAGCGUGGGUCAUUAUUGCCUGUCGCUCUCCUCCAGUCAGAGAGGUCCUAAAGUCAGGCUGGCAACCAGUCAUUUUGGCCAUGUCCAUCAGCAGUGUUGGUGGUCUGAUUCUGGACAGGACAGUGAGUAAUCCAAACUUUGAAGGCAUGGCAGUGUUCACUCCAGUCAUCAAUGGUGUAGGGGGAAAUCUGGUGGCCAUCCAAGCCAGCAGGAUGUCCACCUACCUCCACUACUGGAGUGUUCCUGGAACUCUUCCACUGAAAAUGAAUGUAAACUGUCCUGGACUCUGUGCCACCUUCUGCUCCUCAGAUGUGAACUCUAAAUCAGCCAGAGUCCUGGUCAUCCUAGUAGUCCCGGGUCACCUCCUCUUCCUGUACACCAUCCACCUCCUGCAGGGAGGCCAUAUUCCCAUGACACCAACCUUCAUCAUCUGCUACCUGUCUGCAGCUCUGCUUCAGGUGGUGAUUUUGCUUUAUGUGACCAGGCUGAUGGUGCGCUGGCUGUGGCAAAGGGGUCUGGAUCCAGACAAUUUCUCCAUCCCCUACCUCACAGCUCUGGGUGACCUGCUGGGGACUGGAUUCUUGGCUCUGAGCUUCAGACUGAUUCUCAUGGUCAGUUCAACUGGGACUGGAGAUUGACACAGACAUGAGUUCCUGUACACCCUGAAUGUACUGUUACUUUAUAUGCAAGUAGCUGAAACACACCACAAAGCCUACUGGGCUUUCUCCAAGAAGGAAGGUGACGAAAAAGAAUAUAGGAGGCAAGUAUAGCAUUUUACUUGGGGCCUAAGAUUGCACUGUGGGACAUUUUGAGCCCAGAAAAAUGUUUUUUUCUGAGCCCAUAAAUUCUAUUUCAGAGAAUGAUGUAAUUUGAGCAAACAGAAAUCUAUUAUCUGCUCAAUAAAUGUAUAUGCGUGUUCGCCAUUAUCCAAGUGCACAGUCAUAACUUCUCACCCAUUUGCUAUUUAAUUCCCCCCAAUUUGCACAUAACUCUGAAGUUCAUGAAUCUCUCUGCCUCAUAACUACAGGAAGGAAAUAACUGUAAGAAACAGGGUUUUACAUCCUACAAUACUACUAGAAGCUGACAGAUAGUUACCAGGUAAGCAGUAGUUAACUAAGUUAGCUGGAUAAUUGCUAUCUGACAACUACAAGUAUCUGUCAGCUACAGUAGCUUCUUAGAUAGCUAGGUAGACUAACUUAUUUAAAACUAUGUCACCCAAACCGUAUAAGCCACUCUUGUGUGGGUGUGGUGAUGCUGCCAUUUCUCCAGUGCUUCCCUACUCCCCUAGCAACCGAUAAUCCUACUAGCACUCAGAGACAGAACAGCCAAUCAGAAACAACCUACUCCAGUUUUUUUCCAUUUACUUAAAUUGUGGCUGUAACACUGUGUCAGACCGAACAAGGCAAAUCUGAGCAGAGGUGCUGAGAGAUCAAAACAGACACAGUGACAGUGUCUAAGGGUUUGUGAGCACACAGAGCAGGGAAUUAGAGAACAUGUGAGUAAAAGUCAGUGACAGGUUAAUACUGUGCCCUUGUAUAGAUGAUAAUUACACAUAAUACAUUUCCAGAGCACAGGUCAGACUUUUGUUUGCACAAAUUAAAUUAUUCUUUGGUGGUAAUAAUCAAUCCGCAAAGCAUAACUUGAUUGCAAAAAAUUAUUUUGCAUGCUCAAAAUAUCCGUUCACACUCAGGAUUGAGGCACAGAUAUUACACUGUAAACGACGGGCUGCAAAAAAGACAAGUGGAAACAACCUGGCUCAACACAGACAGAUAAGCUGAGGAUGGUGUAGGCUUAUUUCGGUUUCCAUAUUUACCAGCUCACUUUGGUCAGCAGUCGUAUCCUGUUUCACCACCAAGCUUGGCUCUGUAGAAACAACAUGCAUCUAAAAUGGAAACAAGUGGGAAUCGCUGUAGAACCACUGUAUUGUUAACUGUUGACACAUUUGUCCACCUAUUGUCAGCUAAAUUUAAAUGUUAGAUGGCAAACAACUGUAUUGAGACAAUAAUAAUAUAUAACUGAGUGUAAACGUAUAUCAGCAUAAAUCAGAUGCUGCACUGUCUGGAGGAAUGUUAGAUUUUAUCGUCUUUAUUUAAAGUAGAUUUGUGCCUUUAAACCGUGACAAGCCUUCAGUUCUCUGAUGUGCUCCUGAACUCUGAGUUUGAUGUCGCAAAAUUUCUACUGGAUGUUUGAUUUUUUUGUGCAGCACAGUGCCACUGAAUAUACCCUGUUGUGUUUAACUGUCCCUGUGUCACUAUGUGUUCUAGAUAUUGACAAUACAGAUAUUUCCUUGUGCUAUUUUUGUGUACAAAUGAUUCAGUGAGCAUCUCUCUCUAUGGGAUGUUUUCAGUGGUUUGAUAUGCACUUUUAGAAAAGAUGUUUGUCUUUAGUGAUCUGAAAAUAGCAUCCAAAGAUGGUAAUAAUCUUAUUUUCACAGUCAGAUCAAGCUUGACUGGACUUUAUAGUGCCACCACAUUUGUGAAAAAACUUCUAGAUCAACACAUAAAAGAUGUCAUCUAGGAAAAUUUGUCAUGUAAAUAAAAUACUGGUAAGUCAGGGCC